Molecule: messenger RNA, 980 nt
Organism: Morus notabilis
Lineage: Eukaryota; Viridiplantae; Streptophyta; Magnoliopsida; Rosales; Moraceae
Product: auxin-binding protein T85
Exons: 5
Coding region: 78-659 (193 amino acids)
Molecular function (GO): auxin binding
Source: RefSeq, a predicted model, not a curated record
AUGUGUAUUUCUCAAGCAAGGUAACACAAGAAAACCGCGAAAGAAGAAAACACCAUUAGAGAGGAGUAAGUGAGAAGAUGGCUGACCGUUUGCUGUUCCACUUGUUUAUCCUUGGCUCUCUCUCAUUCUCUGCAAUAAUAAUCUCUGAAGCUUCCCAGUGUUCCAUUAAUGGAUUACCACUGGUCAGGAAUAUCAGUGAGAUUCCACAGGAUAACUAUGGAAGAGGAGGUUUGUCCCAUAGUACUGUAGCAGGUUCAGUCUUGCAUGGGAUGAAAGAGGUUGAAGUGUGGCUUCAAACAUAUGCUCCAGGAUCCCGAACGCCAAUCCAUAGGCAUUCCUGCGAAGAAGUGUUUGUUGUCCUGAAGGGAAGUGGCACUCUCUAUCUUGCGCCAAGUUCACACAUGAAGUACCCUGGAAACCCACAAGAGUUCUCUAUUUUUCCGAAUAGCACAUUUAACGUACCUGUUAAUGAUGCUCACCAGAUCGCAAAUACUGAUGAACGCGAGGAUUUGCAAGUACUUGUUAUGAUUUCUCGCCCUCCAGUCAAAGUGUUUAUAUAUGCUGACUGGUUUAUGCCUCACACUGCGUCAAAACUGAAGUUUCCAUAUUAUUGGGAUGAACAAUGCCUCCAACCACCACCCCAAAAGGAUGAACUAUAACAUUGAGACGCCUCUUGUGAGGGACUCCAAAACACUGGAAAAUAUUGAUUUCACAGUUAUACCUUGACAGAAAUUGUACAAUUUCAAAGAAAACCUUGGAUUGCAUUUAUUCUGGAAUUUUCUUCAACUAAACCUAUUUCCAUGCCAAAUAAUAAAAUGUGAGAGUUCUUUUUCUUUUUCUUUUUCUAUUGGGCAAUUGGAGCAACUAUUCUUCUACUGCAUAAUUUGGUUUGGUUGUGACAGUUAUUAAAUGGGAGUAGAUGUUUUAUAUUCUUUCCCAAAACAAAACACACAUAUCACAUACAAUUCCAAAACAGAUUA